GGAGGAUCAGUGUAAAGUCUGGAACCCGUUCUUCGAACACGAAGGAAUCAAACAUCACUGGCUUCCUCAUCAACAUCCCGACCCGGACGAGCGCUGCCGUCUGUCCUGCGUCUCCCAGGAGACGGCGGCGGUGGUUCUGAUGGGCCGCCAGGUGCAUGAUGGGACGCCGUGCUCCUACAACGACCCACACAGCGUCUGCGUCCAAGGAGAGUGUGAGCAUGUGGGCUGUGACGGUCAGAUCGCCUCCGACCUGCAGGAGGACCGCUGUGGAGUCUGUGGAGGAGACAACUCCAGCUGCAAGAUCAUCAAGGGCAACUUCACCCGCAGCACCAGGAAGCCAGGAUAUCUGAAGAUCCUGGAGAUCCCGAAAGGAGCUCGACACCUCCUGAUCCAGGAGUUCAGAGGGACUCCUCACAUCCUGGCGAUGACCAACACGGAGACCGGUCACCUCUUCCUGAACGCUGAGGUGGAGCUCCCUGAGUCCCGGGUGGUGAUAGAGAAGGGGGCGAUGUGGGAGUACAGCAACACUGAUGAGCAGGAGUCCAUCCAGACCACUGGACCCCUGAAGUACGGAGUCCUGCUCAUGGUUCGUUCCCAUGGUGAGUCCAAGGUCACGGUUUCCUACAAAUACAUCAUCCCGGACGGCCUCCAGUCCUCGCUGGAGUCCAACCUGCUGCAGGAGGACGCCAUCUUCUACGAGUGGGCACUGACGAAGUGGUCUCAGUGCUCGAAGCCCUGUGGGGGAGGGAAGCAGUACACGAGGUUCGGCUGCAGGAGGAAAGCUGACGGGAAAAUGGUUCAAAGGACGUUCUGCUCCAACAUCAACAAACCGAGAGCCAUCAGCCGCACCUGCAACACGGAGACCUGCAGCUCGUUACGCUGGGUGACCGGGGAGUGGGAGGACUGCAGCGCCUCCUGUGGUCAGACGGGGUGGCAGCGCCGCUGGGUCGGCUGCCAGCAGGAGGCCAGCGCUGGGAAGCAGCCUCGCUCAGUGCACAGCAAACUGUGCGGAGAGGACCGACCGGAGGGGAAGAGAACCUGCAACCGCACCCCCUGCCCUGCUGCCUGGAGGGCUGGACCCUGGACCCCGUGUUCAGUAUCCUGUGGAAACGGGACUCAAGAGCGUCAGGUUGUGUGUUCCAGUCCUGGAGGUUCAGCCCAAAACUGCAGCGACCCUCGACCAAUCACAACCCGCACCUGCCAGCCCCCUCCUUGUAGCGGAGACCAGAAGAACGCCAUCAUUCAGUGGCUGUCCAGGUCCAACCCAGCCUUCCCGGCUCCAAAGAUCUCCUCAAGGCAGCGAUGCCGUGGUGACCGCUCAGUGUUUUGUCGGAUGGAGACGUUGAGCCGGUACUGCUCCAUCGCCGGAUACCGUCAGAUGUGCUGCAAGUCCUGCAGCGAGGGGAACCUCAGCAACUCCACCAACUCUGACAACUCUGACAACUCCACCAACUCUGACAACUCCACCAACUCUGACAACUCCACCUAUUCUGAAAACUCCACCAACUCCGACAACUCCACCAACUCUGACAACUCCACCUAUUCUGAAAACUCCACCAACUCUGACAUCUUUACCAACAUCAACUUUAAAGACUCAAGCCACUUCAGCAUCACGUUCCCGUCGACCACCGACAGCAGUUUGUUUGGUUUAACCACAGAGACCAUAACUUCAGCGCCCACCUCUUCCUGGACGGACAGCAGCUUCUUCAACAGUAUGCCACCCCCCCACUCUACUGAAACUCCACCCCCGACCAGUGGAAGCAGCACCGACUUUGUGUACGUUGACUACAGCGAUUACGGCGAAUAUUCAUCCUACGAGGAACCUUCGAUUUCCUCUGAAGCUCCUGAUGUUAUUCCUACUACUACUAUUCCUACUACCAUUCCUACUACUACUAUUCCUACUACUACUAUUCCUACUACUACUAUUCCUACUACUACUAUUCCUACUACUACUAUUACUACUACUACUGCUACAACCACUACUAGAACCACUACAAGGCGUCCAAGAAGAACUGCUCCACCACAUGUAUUCAGGAGGAAAACUACCACUACAAGGCGUCCUGCUACAACAGAGACAGCUAGAGGUCAAAGUCUGGCCCCGGCUUUGUUCAGGACGUCCGCCACAAUAAUAAGACCAUCUGUCAUCGUUGUUGCCACAUCGUCUCCGAACAGGACAACUGGAGGCAGGAUCCGUCAAACUAAAACCGAACCAACGUCAUCGGCGUCUUCCUUCUUCCAGCUGUCUUCUAAGAAGGAGAACAACUCGGUGGACGAGGUCCCGUAUCGGAUCGUGGGAUUGGACGGAGACCGGGCGCAGCAGAAUUACUUUGUGCCGCGGAUGCCGCCGGUCCGCGAGCGAACACAAAACAAACGAAUCCAGCAGCUUCUGAACGAGAAACGACGGAAAGAAGUCCUGCGGCGGAACAGGGAGGGCCGGACUGACAGGAAACCUGCCGGAUUGUAAAAAACACUAAAUAUGUUUUAAUCUUCACUUGUGAUGACGCAUGUGCAGCUUGCUCACUUUCUGCUAACGCUAACGAACUCUCAACGAGAAACAGACUGCAGAACCCGCGAAGCUACCGGCUGUUGAUCUCUGGAGGAUCACCUUCAUCCUUCAUUAGUUCACAGUCAUGUUUAUAACUCAGCUGCCUUUGAAUAUAGAAUCAAAUAUCUUGAAAGUCUUACCUGUAUAAACCCUUUAUUCUGCUUCUGGUGUCCAGAUGUUUGUACCAAAUCAUCCUGUCACUAAAUAAAGCAAAGCCUCUUCCAGCAA
Molecule: messenger RNA, 2773 nt
Organism: Gymnodraco acuticeps
Lineage: Eukaryota; Metazoa; Chordata; Actinopteri; Perciformes; Bathydraconidae
Product: A disintegrin and metalloproteinase with thrombospondin motifs 2-like
Exons: 12
Biological process (GO): extracellular matrix organization
Cellular component (GO): extracellular matrix
Molecular function (GO): metalloendopeptidase activity
Source: RefSeq, a predicted model, not a curated record